AUGACCGGCACCCUCGCCCUCAUGCUGCCCGUUCCCCCGACCGGCCUGCCCUGCGAGCCUGCCGCUCCGCAACCUAAUAUCAGACCGAGCAUAAAAGCAAGGCCGACCGGCCCUCGACAGCCUCGCACCCCGUCUGACCUGAAUGAUAUACGUCUGCGGCGUGCCAGUGCUGCUGUCGCUUGUCCCCCUUCGAAACAUUCACUGCAGACACCGGGAGUUCUUCCGAAACCGCGCCGCCAUUCAACACGGGUGUCUUCUGCCCCUUCUUCUACCUCCGCCUUUUCCCUCGGUGACCACCUGUCUCUCGUCUCCAACACCCCGUCCUCCCUCGUCAUGACCACCACGACUACCACUACGACCAUGACGCUGUCCCCUCCCGCACGCCUACGGGUCUCAGAGUCUUCGCCACCCUUUCUUCUCCAGCAGAGGCAUGGCCCUCCUUCAUACUUCCUCCACCACUCGCCGACUGCGAUCUCGCGCAACGGCCCGUCAACACCCCCACCGAGGCAGAAGAGGACGUUCAGCAUUGGCACCAGUGUUUCCGAGCGACCGAGCAGGACUACAUCGACCUCGCCCCCGCCCCCAGCACAGCUCGCAGAUACAGACAAGGUUCAUGUCUCCGCUACAGCCUCUGCUCCGGCCGAGCCUGCGCCGCCCGCGCGCGUAGUGACCUCAGCCUCACAGCGUUCUCUUCCCAAUAUGUCGCCCCCUCCAGAUAAGGCUCUUCCCCCCAUCCCAUUCCCGUCACGCUCCCCGUCACCCGUCGCCGACGCCUCUUUGCGGUCCCGCUCGCUGCUCCUACCCCUUUCACAGUCCAAGGCCACGAGACCGAUCUCCCAGGACGCUGAGGACACCAUCCGUCAGCUGGAACAACUCGCCGCAGAGCUGAAGCAGAUGGGAUCUGGGGCGUUGGCGGUGGCGAACGAGCGGCGUACGCGCGAGCCCUCCCGCCGCCGGAUCAGGGAAGCGCCCGCUAAGUCCGCAGGAAGCGGCGUCCCGAAGGCAAGCCUAUCGGUCCCGCGCAUCGUCGUCACGAACCCUUCUAUGGAGAACCUAGCGCGCGGGCCAGAAUCUGAGACCCCGAGCGUACGGUCCCCAGAUUCAGACGACGGAAGCGGGGAUGUCACGGAGGAAGAGCUGUGGGUCGAGCAGUACGGCGGGUGGGGCACGUCGGAGAAGGGCAAGUGGAAGGCUUCCGCCCCAGACGAGGAUGCGGGCGCUCAGGCUUCGACCUCUUCGCCGCACGCUACGCCCAGCAGCGGCCGAUCUACCCCCGCCGCGGCGAAGCCGGCGGAGAUGUUUUACAUCUACGAACCGAUCGGAGCCCCCGAAUUCCUCGCAGGGUCUUCAACAUCACCCAUCGCGCGCGCGACCGCAGGCUUCCAUAGCCGGCGACCAGUCUCAGUGCUGAAGCACCACAGCCAGAACCAGAGCUUGAACCCACCCAACCGCCCUCGUCGCCGCCGGCCUGCCGCGCUCGUCCUCGCCACCCCAGAACAGGCGGAAUGGUUCGGGGACGUCGUGCUGGGCUCCGCACCCCUCCUAUCGCGUGCUCCGCAACACCGGACACAUCUCCCGCUGGCUGUCCUCGAACCGGGGUCUGCUCGCAGCCUGCCGGUCCUGUCUCCGCCCUCCUCUCCGCGACUAUCCCCGCGGCGCGCGGUGUCAUCGGACGCCGCGGACGCGUCGUCGAGCACGAGUUCGCAUGACGGCGCUGCAGGUCUCCUGGCGAGGCGGUCCGAGCAGCUCGCACAGAUGCCGCGCAUGUCGUCGACGUCCACGUUGCGCGACCGCGACGAGGGCGGGCAAGAGCGUCCGUCUGCGUCGUGGGCCUCCUCUGCCUCCCUUGGUCCAGGAACGAGCUCGGAGCCGAAUUCUCCGCGGCACGGGAGCCGCCCGCGGCUGAAGUCGUUCAAGGGCUUGUUCAAGCAUUUCUCGAAGUAGAUGAAUUUCCGGCAUCGAACUCACUUGUAUGUAGCUAUACAGUAUGUCCGCAUAACUCUGGCGGGUCCGGGGGUGCAUGUAAUAUGAC
Molecule: messenger RNA, 2032 nt
Organism: Trametes versicolor FP-101664 SS1
Lineage: Eukaryota; Fungi; Basidiomycota; Agaricomycetes; Polyporales; Polyporaceae
Exons: 3
Coding region: 1-1944 (647 amino acids)
Source: RefSeq, a predicted model, not a curated record